Anthonomus grandis grandis is the source of this 1014-nucleotide messenger RNA. RefSeq lists its product as uncharacterized. Lineage: Eukaryota; Metazoa; Arthropoda; Insecta; Coleoptera; Curculionidae. The transcript is spliced from 4 exons. The record is from RefSeq and is a predicted model, not a curated record. The coding region runs from base 189 to 629 and encodes 146 amino acids.
GUUUCUUGUCGGCAAUCAGUUAGCUUUUAGCAGUAGUGUUAGUUCACUUGUAAUAGAGUCUGCGGCAUAAAUUUAUUUUAAGUCUCUCUCUCUCUCCUUCUCUCUGUGUAACUACUGAAGUCUUUUAUAAAUUUCUCGCUGAAUCCCCGAUUGUUUUAUAACUGUUUUAUUAUAUACUGCGCGACAUAAUGGCCACUUACGCUGCAUACAGGCACAUCGAAUUGGAUAAAGUGGGACACAGCAAGAAGAGGGUACGUAAUCGUUCCUCAGAAAUAUUCCAAGUGCUCUGCUCGCCGACCGAAAAUGGACUGAAAUCCAGAGGCUUUAUGUCCAAACGUGCCUCCCAAAGCAACGAUUCGUUCCAGAAGCUCUUUGGUAACGCGGAGAACCAUCGCGUACCACCUAGGAGGGGAUCUUUGACCAAUCAUGAUGUGACCCACCGGAAUCCUGUAACUGGGAACGGAGUAUCUUCGUGGGACGCCAAGCCAGUCAAGACAAAAACCAAAGUAUAUAAGGAACGUAACCCGGUGACUGGAGAAACCUACUUGAUAGCCUGCCCCACAGAAAACCCCACGAAACUGGAUGGGAACGCCACCAUAUACAUCAAGAGCGAAAUGAGCAAGAACUAAAUAAAAGUCUUCCAAAAUCGAACUUUAUUUAGUCAAUUAAUAUGACUUGACUUAUUAUGGCCUAAUAUGAUUAAUGUAUUAUUAAAAAAAAAAAUUAGUCCUAUUUUAGUAUAUGACUAAGAUUUUUUUGAUUCGUAGAGGCGCAUUUCUGUAGUUUUCAACGUACUUAUUAGUUAAGUUUAGUCAUGCCCGAAAGCUACGCCACCAUUGCAAGCAUUUUAAAUCAUUCAUUAUCAUUACAUAUGGUAGUUAUGCUAGUAUUUAUUUCAUAUAAUAAACCAAAUAUUUUAUAACCUUAUUAUAUAUUUAUAUUAUGUUAUAUUAUAACUUUAAUACUCUUAGAUUUUUAUAUAAAAUUAAUAUAUAACUGACGUUUUAAUAGUAA